Molecule: messenger RNA, 1095 nt
Organism: Plasmodium relictum
Lineage: Eukaryota; Apicomplexa; Aconoidasida; Haemosporida; Plasmodiidae
Product: conserved Plasmodium protein, unknown function
Exons: 1
Coding region: 1-1095 (364 amino acids)
Source: RefSeq, a predicted model, not a curated record
AUGCUAGAAAAUUUAUGCAUUAACUUAAUGAAUGAAUUAUUUUUAGCUAAACACAAUUUCCUCAUUUUCAUAAUAUUAAAUAACUUACAUAAAAAUGGAACAAGUAAUAAAAGAGUGAAAAAAAAAAAAAUAACAGUAAAUGAGAAGAAUGAAUUAAUCGAUUAUACAUAUUUUAAUAUUAUUAAAAAAGAUUAUUAUUUGAAAUUUAGUAUUAUUAAAGAGAAACAUAUAAAAAGAAAACGGAAAAUCAGAAUGAUAUUUAAAAAGUUGAGAAAAACUAUUAUAAAUAUGAAUAAAAAUUAUAAUAGAUAUAAAAAAAAUUAUUUCAAUAUAAUAAAUGAACCUAAUUAUAAUGAAUUUUUUCAAAAAAACAUUUUAUUAUUACAUUCUUUUGAAAGUAAUUUUAUUUUUAAUAAAAUAUAUUGUAGAAUUAUCAAUAAGAUAAAUUGUAUGAAUAAAAAAAAAAGUGUAAAAAUUUUUAAAAAAAAAUUUUUAUGUAACAAGUUAGAAGAUAGAAGCAAUUUCACACACAUUUGCAACAGAAAAGAAUAUUUAAAAUAUUUAAAUCGCAAUUUACAUAAAUAUAUUUAUAAAGACAUUUAUAAUUUUCUCCCAAAUUAUAAUUUUGAAAAAGAAUCAAACUUAAUCAAAAAAAAAAAGAACUGCGUGUUCAGCGAAGAAAAGGUCAAUAGAAUUUUAAAAAAAAAAAAAGAAAUAGUAAAAAAGGUUUGCAUAAAAAACAAAACUUAUAUUUUGUCAUCUAAAAAGCUUAAAAAGCGGUAUAUUGAAUUCUUUGAGAAGUUUCAUUCAUUUUUAGAUAAUUUAAAAGUAGAUAAAAAAGAUGAAACAAAGCAGCUUAUUGCUGAUUAUAAAGUCUUAAAAACACUUUUAUAUUUAAAAAAUUCAAGUAUUUCAAAAAAAUUAGAUAACAAUAGCUUAAUAAAAAGUAAAAAUUAUAAAAUAUACGAAGCCAUUUCAAUGAUAAGUUAUUUAAAGAAAGGGUUAUAUAUCCUUAAAAUGGAUAUUAUUUAUAUUUAUAUUUUUUUUUGUUCAUAUAUAAAUAAUAUCUUUGCAAAAUUAAAAAAAAUCUAUUAA